Effrenium voratum is the source of this 1524-nucleotide messenger RNA. The record is from the annotation of a GenBank genome assembly. Lineage: Eukaryota; Dinophyceae; Suessiales; Symbiodiniaceae.
AUGGUGCCUUUGUUCGAGGACGACGAGGAGGAUGCAGACGAAACGUCAAGGCUGCAGUCAGGUGCAGAGCCGGGACUGUUAGGGAACCUUGGCGAUUUGGACGGCUUGGACACCCUGCGGAUGCCAAAACUGCCAGAAGAGGACACAGCCUGGGAUGAGCAGCGAAAAGAAGCCUUGAAGGCAAGGAAGUUUAUCACUGGUGGCUGGAGUUCUGCGGAGGAGGAUGAUGAAGCAGAGGAGAAGGCACCUGAAACAAAGGUUGAAGGGGCCGAAGGGGCAGAAGCACAAGGGGAGGAGAAGAAGGAAGCAGAGCAGGGGGAGACUGCACUUCCAGAUGUGUUUUCCGACAGCUUCCCCAUUGGAGCCUUCGUUCGAAUACGACUCGAGGACGUACCAGCUGCUUGCGUUGCGGAGCUGCGGCGCGAGAAGCCGGUGAUCCUUGGCGGCUUGCUAUCCGGUGAGUCACGUAUGGGUCUGGUUCAGACUCGGGUCAAGAGGCACCGCUGGCAUCCAAAGCUGCUGAAGAGCUCUGAUGCCUUGUUACUCUCUGUGGGAUGGCGCCGCUUUCAGACCUUGCCUGUGUAUUCCAUAGAAGACAGAGGUGAGAAGCGCAUGCGCUACCUGAAGUACACCCUGGAACACGCGCAUUGCACAAUGACAAGCUACGGCCCCAUGGUGCCGCCGAACACUGGCGUGCUAGCCUUCAGGAGCUGGGAAAAGGUGGGCCAUUUUCGAGUCUGCGCCACGGGGGUGGUGCUGGAGGCGGCGCCGAACUUCGACGUGAAGAAGAAGUUGAAGCUUGUCGGAGAGCCUUACAAGAUCUUCCGAAACACCGCCUUCAUCAAGAACAUGUUCAGUUCGGAUCUGGAGGUCAACAAGUACAUGCACGCAAAGAUCCAGACGGUCAGCGGGAUCCGCGGAGAAAUCAAAAAGGCCGAAGGAGUCAAAGGUCAGUUCAGGGCAUCCUUCGAGGACGAUCGGAUUCUGAUGUCUGACCUUGUGGUGUGCAAGUGUUGGAUCACUGUACCUUUCAAGCAGUUUUAUCAUCCGGUUAUGGAUGUGCCAAAUUGGCGUCCCGCGCGGUUGAUCGGAGAGCUGCGAGCUUCAGAAGGAAUCCCAGUCCCUGACAACAAGGACAGUCGCUAUGGCAAGCAGUUCGUGAGACCAGAGCGGAAGUUCAACAAAGUCAAAGUACCGAAGAGUCUGGAGGCAUCCUUGCCGUUCAGCGCCAAGAAGAAGUUCACCCCGAAGAAGAAGAAGACCGAGCUCUCCCAGAAAGCGGCAAUUGUCUCCAGUGGACGAGAAAAAGAAGUGAACAAUCUUCUCCUGAGGCUGCACACCAUCAGAAAAGAAAAGUCACGAGUGCGCGCGGAAGCGAGCGAGCGCAAGAAGAAGGUCAAAGAAGUUCGCGAUCGCUUCAUCCAGGAGAAGCGUGAGGCUCACAGGAAGGAAGCGAAAAAGAAGCGGUACAUCAGCGAGGGACAGAAAGAGACGAAGAAGAGGAAAGCGAUGAUGAUGGACUGA